AUGUCGAACGGAAUUGUUUUACGGUCCUUCUCCCAACGCAUCACAGCUUGGCCAGAUGGUGAUUGGUCAGGCAUUUCUGAUCCUAAACUGCGCAGGAGGAUGCAGAACCGCCUAAACCAGAGAGUCCGACGGCUAGAGAAAAAGAAGCAGACUGCGGUCUCAGCAACAGAUAACGACAGGAGCUGCCGCGGAAAUCCCCACACCGCUAGGGAACAACACCCUCAAGGAGCACUCGGACCCUCUGAUGACAACAAGAAGCAACAUUCAGAGGCUUAUCCUGUCGUUGACAGUUCUGCAACUGCACGUGGAUUGAUGGAGGAGGUUGAAUAUAUACAUAUCCUGAACCCGGAUUCGGUGGAGACUAAGAGGAUAAUGCAACAUUUAGGGGCUAUAGCACGACACCAGUACUUGCUUAGUUCCUCUCAUACAGAUAUUCUACCCCAUUUGAUCCAGUUCAAUUUCACGAAGGCUCUCAUGGAAAACACGAGAAUCUUGGGGCUCACCUCUGAGGGGUUACAUGAUGAUGCCAUCUCACCGUUCAAUAUUGCUGGCCCGUGGAAGCACGACUUUGCAGUCGCCGUCCCUCCAAGUCUUCAGCCCACCAUACUCCAGCGCACUGUACCUCAUCAUCCGUGGCUUGAUCUGCUCCCGAUUCCACAGAUGAGAGAUAACCUAAUUGCCGCUGGAGAGUCCUACGACGAAACCCAACUCUGCCUUGACAUGAAAGGACAGGGGAGCGCGCGCACAGGACGAACAGGCAUCAUUGUUUGGAAGGACCCCUGGGAUCCGACUGGAUGGGAAGUAAGCGAAGCCUUUGCUCAGUCCUGGGGAUGGGUUCUUCAAGACUGUUGGGAUCUUCUCCGGAGCACAAAUUCUUGGAGAGCACAACGCAAUGAAAAACGCCUUUCUCGCUUAUCAUGA
Talaromyces rugulosus is the source of this 921-nucleotide messenger RNA. RefSeq lists its product as uncharacterized. Bases 1 to 921 code for a protein of 306 amino acids. The record is from RefSeq and is a predicted model, not a curated record. The transcript has 2 exons. Lineage: Eukaryota; Fungi; Ascomycota; Eurotiomycetes; Eurotiales; Trichocomaceae.